Arvicanthis niloticus (Nile rat) is the source of this 828-nucleotide messenger RNA. NCBI's taxonomy places the organism in Eukaryota, Metazoa, Chordata, Mammalia, Rodentia, Muridae. The record is from RefSeq and is a predicted model, not a curated record.
AUGAGGUUUGGCUACAAAAAAGAAGGCUUUAGUUCACUGAAGGCAGUCUUUGGUGGAUCCUGUCCUGAGAAUGUCUACGCUCAGCAGUUCAACUGCAAGGGUCUGGGCUCUGCUUGCUUGAACCAGGAGAAGAUGUUCAGGAUGCACCAGAGCCAUGAGGCCAUGCACGUGGAGAUGAUCUUCUCUGCCCAGAUCGCCAUCCAGGUGGUGCUGGUGCAGUGGCGCAGGCACAGCCGUUCCCACAAUCUGGCAAUCUUGCUGCAGAAGUUGGUUGUCCCUUUGUACUUCACAAUAAAACUCUUCUGGUGGCAGUUUCUAUCUAUGUGGGGAAUGUUCUCCGUUCUUACGAGUUACAUCCUCUUCAGAGCUACCCAGAAACCACUUUCAGGGUGAACAUCAAGAUAUGUAUUCCAACCACUCCUUCCUCGUGGUGGCUUUUAUUAUGCAUUUGGUGUAGUGGGUUAUUUUGUCAUCAUGUUUACAAUGUGUCUACACAAUAUUUUCCAUAGACUCAAAUCUAAGGAUUCCAUGGAUUUGGGGAUUGGAUCCUUGUUCUAUGGCCUUUACUAUGGAAUAAUGGGGAGAGACUUUGCUGAGAUCUGCUCAGACCAAAUGGCAUCUACUCUAGGGGUCUAUAGUAUCAGUGGGAUUGCUGCCAGGAAGCUGUCAGGUGACAUCUGUGCUAUUUGUGGGCAGAAGAUCUUUGUGGCACUUGACGAAGAAGAGUGCAUUGAAAACACUUACCAGUUGCCAUGUAGCCACAUCUUUCAUGGAUUCUGCAUCCGAGGCUCAUGUAUCAUCAGGAAGAAGCAGACUUGCCCGAUCUGA